Molecule: messenger RNA, 2380 nt
Organism: Thalassophryne amazonica
Lineage: Eukaryota; Metazoa; Chordata; Actinopteri; Batrachoidiformes; Batrachoididae
Product: mothers against decapentaplegic homolog 4-like
Exons: 11
Coding region: 105-1706 (533 amino acids)
Biological process (GO): BMP signaling pathway; cell differentiation; SMAD protein signal transduction
Cellular component (GO): heteromeric SMAD protein complex
Molecular function (GO): DNA-binding transcription factor activity, RNA polymerase II-specific; RNA polymerase II cis-regulatory region sequence-specific DNA binding; I-SMAD binding
Source: RefSeq, a predicted model, not a curated record
GAGACAGCUCCUGGGUGCGGGUCAGUGAGCGCGCAGGCAGACAGACGCACAGACACGCACACACACGGACCGUCAGCACCGGAUCACACUGACAGCCGGCUGUCAUGUCAGUGCUAGGCCCCGCUCCCAGCAGCGCCGACGCCUGCCUCAGCAUUGUCCACAGCCUGAUGUGUCACCGGCAGGACGGUGAGAACGAGGGCUUCGCCAAGCGGGCCAUCGAGAGCCUGGUGAAGAAGCUGAAGGAGAAGAAGGAUGAGCUGGAUUCUCUCAUCACUGCUGUCACCUCCAAUGGUGUCCAUCCCAGCAAGUGUGUCACCAUCCAGAGGACGCUGGACGGACGGCUGCAGGUGGCGGGGAGGAAGGGCUUCCCACACGUGAUCUACGCUCGUCUGUGGCGGUGGCCGGACCUGCACAAGAACGAACUCAAACAUGUCAAGUUCUGUCAGUUUGCCUUUGAUCUGAAGUAUGACAGCGUGUGCGUGAACCCAUACCACUACGAACGUGUGGUUUCCCCCGCUGUGGGUUCUCACUCUGCCCUAGUAAAGGAGGAGUUCAUGCAAGAGUGUCUACAGAUUGACCUGACUCCCCAUCCAAACCCUUACAACCAGCCCCGCCCCAUCGGCGUCUAUCCCAGCAUGCCCCUGUCCCCUGCAGGUGGUGGCUCCGUGACAACCGUCGCUCUGACCGCGGCUGCUGGGAGCAGCGGGGAGAAUCAGGGCCUCCUUCGGAUUGCUCCGCCUCCAGAUCAUGGGGGUUGCACCUCUCCUCCUCAUCCAAAUCCUCCCGACAUGCCCCACCCCGCUCACCCCACCACCACCCCACACCAGCAGAGUCCCGAGUACAGCAGCCCCCCCCGACCUGGUUGGGCGGGUUCCAGUUCAGCUUCUUGCAGUCCUGUAGGACCCUCGCAGAAUGGGCGGAGUCACCAGCAGCCUCCAUUACAUCAGCAUCAUGUGACCAACAGCCAUUUCUGGUCACAGCAUCACAGUACCGCUCCGUAUCCACAGCCAGUGUCCAACCAUCCAGGUCCAGAGUUCUGGUGCUCCAUCUCAUACUUUGAGUUGGACGUUCAGGUGGGCGAGAUGUUUAAGGUGCAGUCCGGCUGUCCUCUGGUGACCGUUGACGGUUAUGUCGACCCCUCAGGCGGGGAUCGUUUUUGUCUGGGUCAGCUGAGCAACGUGCACCGCACCGCCACCAGUCACCGAGCCAGACUCCACAUCGGUCGGGGAAUUCAGCUGGAGUGUCGAGGGGAGGGUGACGUCUGGAUGCGUUGCCUGAGUGACCAUUCUGUGUUUGUCCAGAGUUUUUACCUGGACCGUGAGGCUGGCCGGUCGCCAGGUGAUGGUGUCCACAAAAUCUACCCUGGAGCCUACAUCAAGGUGUUUGACCUCAGGCAGUGCCAUAGACAGAUGCAGCAGCAGGCAGCUGCAGCUCAGGCAGCUGCGGUUGUCAGUUUGAGUCCCAGGACGAAUCUUGUGGGUGGAGUGUCCUCUCCUGUCAGUGUGUGCGCAUCAGCAGGUCUGGGUGUGGAUGACCUGCGCAGGUUGUGCAUCGUGCGCCUGAGCUUUGUGAAAGGUUGGGGGAGUGACUACCCACGACAGAGCAUCAAGGACACCCCCUGCUGGCUGGAGGUUCACCUGCACCGUGCGCUGCUGCUGCUCGACCAGGUGCUUCAUAUGCUGCCGCCACGAGAACAUGCGCUCUGAUGACGAGCACCGCUUAGUGCACUGGACGGCCAGUCAGGGCUCAGUAUAGAUGCUGUUUGUAAGUUGUAAACAUACCUCUGCUGGUAGCCGUGUCAUUCUGCCUGGUUUUUCACAUGCCACGUCACCAUUGUGUGAACAUGUGACAGUACAGGUGACAUGUUGAUGUAGAAAUGAGACCAUGUUGGUGUGUGACUUUCUAUGGCGUGUUUUUGGCCUGUCGGUGUUUCCGUGUUGACCUGUCUGUUCAGCCGUCCUCCCGAUCUGGAUCAGAGCCGUGCUGACUGCUGAUCAGGCUGCUGGACCACAGAUGUGAUCACUGAGCGGCACUGGUUGUCUGACAUCGCUUUAGCUUUGGACAUGAACCUUAAGAUGAUUUGACAACAGAAGGUCACAUCAGGUCUGAGAGCAGCACCAAUGUCACAUCCACCACACUGUUAUGCCAGGUGUUGGAUGGCAACCAUCCAGACAGAUGACCAUCCAUCCCUGCCUAAACAAAGUAACCAUCUAUCUGCUGCAGCCAGGUGAAAAACAUGUCCUUGUUCUUCUCCAGUUUCUGGGGUCCUCCUCACUGAGACACCUGUGUCCUGGAUCAUGUCCAGAGAAACUCCCCACAUAGACAAAAUGUGGUGUCUGAUGUUCCCUCACAGUAUCAGUGAUCCUCUUCAUCUGAGUCU